AUACGUCAGACACUGCUGUCACGAUAAACAUUAGCUCCGUAUUUUUUGUUCUUUAAAAUUAAUUUAUCACACCGAGGGCAGCGAAACCAAGCUAACUGUGUAUAUAUUUGGUUUAGUGUUUGCUGACUGUGUUAUCUAGACUGGAAUCACAUUUAUUGUAAAUCUAUAAGCAAAUAAUAUAUUCUAAAAACGAAUUCAUCUGGUGAUUUUUUAGUGAUACAUAUCUAUCUUCUAAGUGAACAUAACUACAUUUAGUGCUUAAAAAUUAGUGAAACAAGAUAAAAAGACUUAAAUUUGAAUAGGGAUAUAGAAAUAGAAACAUUGGCUUGUACUUUUUUUUUGAGUGAGUGACGGUAGAUCGGUAAUAAAAAAAACAAAAUUCUUAACCGUUAAUAAUACAAACCUGCUUUAUCAAUAGAUUCUUAUUUUCGUUACUUGAAACGAUAAGUGUGUUGGUACAGUUUCGCUUACUGCUACUUUCAAAAACGAACUAAGAGUUCGUGGUUCGCUCCUCAGCGGAGCAGUGCACUUUUUGUCCUAAUUCAUUUCUUCAUUAAACCAAAACAAUAAUAGUAAAACGAGCAGAAACUGAAUAAGUGGCACAUAUAAAUAAACAGUUGAAUACUAUGUCUCAAGCAAGAAUAAAGCUGGGCUGUUGUGAUCGAUCAACGUCAUCAACUGGCACUCUUAAUUGUCAAUACUGCAAACUGAAAUAUCAUUUAUCAUGUUUGAAUGUUAAUAAAGUAUUAAAGGAUAUAUCUGAGGAGGACAGGGCGAAGUGGAUGUGUCCAGGUUGCUCAAGUAAAUUGCCUAAAUUGGACAAUACAAAUACACCUAUAAGAUCUAUUAGUUUAGCCCAGCAAGGCUGCGAAUCUACAUUAAAUAUCAACACUAGACGAGGAGGUCAGGUAGUGCCUUCAUCUACGUCCGGGGUAGCAAUAGACAACAUUCGACAGGCAGUCAGAGAGGAACUAAGCGACAUUCUGGAACAAUUCAAAAUAAAUUUGAUUCAGCAGUUUGAUUUUAAAAUAAAAGAAUUGCUUGACAGCUUCAAUCUGAUAUCAGAUUCUUUAACUGAAAUCCAAAAUCAGCAGGAAAUCAUUAACAAUGAUGUGAAAGUGAACUCUACGCGAAUUAGUGAGCUGGAAUCUGAAAACACAAUCCUAAAAAACACUAUCUGCGAUUUAAAUUCAAGAAUUAUUCGCAUAGAACAGCAUUCUCGUGCCAGUAAUUUAGAAAUACAAAAUAUACCAGAAUAUAAGUCGGAAAAUUUAUUCACAGUUGUUAAGCAAAUUGCUAAUAUUACCAAUUGUAAAGUAAAUGAUUCAGAUAUUCUUCUAUGCACAAGAGUUGCUAAGCUAAAUAGCAAAAGUCCAAGACCUAGGUCUGUUAUCUUGAAGUUUGCCUCACCGAGAUUAAGAGAUAAUUUUUUAGCAGCCUCAAUAAAUUUUAACAAAAAGGCAAAAAACGUGAAUGAUAAACUCAACACCAGCCAUAUUGGUAUAAGUGGUGACAGAAAACCAAUUUUUGUAGUGGAACAUUUGUCACCUACACAGAAGGCUAUUCACGCAGCUGCACGCAGUAAAGCUAAGGAGUUGAACUAUAGAUUUGUAUGGGUUAAGGGCGGAAGGGUAUUUAUGCGUAAAACAGAAACGUCAGAAUAUAUCGUAAUUAAGAAUAUUGAUGAUUUGUCUCAACUAAAUUGAAUGCUAAUUUUCAUGUGCCACUAUCGCGGACAUUGCUUUUUUUUUCUCUCUUGCAUGCAUGACGUUUGUUUUCAUCAUAUUUUUUUUUUUAUUGUUAUUAUUAUUUUUGACAUUUCUAUAUUCAUAUUUGUAUGUCAUCUGAUUUGUCUAUCUACUAUCAAAAUGUGCGAGGAUUAAAUUCAUAUGCGGACGAGGUACGUCAACAAAUACUAGGCAACAAUUAUGAUGUAUAUGUAUUUACAGAGACUUGGCUUAGCAGUGGAUUCUUUGAUUCUGAGGUUUUUGAUAAUAGAUAUGUCGUGUAUAGGCGCGAUCGCGAGACGUCUCCUCUGUCUGGUUCAGUGAGGGGAGGUGGUGUGUUGGUAGCGGUAUCUAAUAGACUGACUUCUGUGCGUGUUUCAGAGUGGGAAAGCGAAUGCGAAGAUCUUUGGGUCUCAAUUACAAGUUCUAUUAAACCGGGUAAAAAAUCAAGUUCUAUAAGAAUAUGUGCUGUAUACUUGCCACCACCAGUUACCAGAAAUAUUUUAAAGAUUUUUAUUGAUAAAGCCAAUAGAAUCUUGGAAUCAUGUAUAGAAUGGGAGUAUACUCUAAUUGCGGGCGACUUUAAUAUGAGUGGUAUCAUCUGGAAUCCAAUAUACAGUGACACUGAUUUAGGCUACACGGUUCCUUCAGGCUACGGCGAUCGUGAGCUCUUGUGCAAGUUUGUAGAUUUUCUUACACUUAAUGACCUUAAACAAUUUAACUCUAUCACUAAUGUACAAAAUAAAGUGCUGGACCUGUUACUGUGCAAUAAGGAAAUUGUGGAGGUCUCUGAGUGCUCAAAUCCUGUAAGAAAUAUAGACAAAUAUCAUCCAGCAUUAAAAAUUAAAAUAAAAAUCCCAACAAAAAGUAAAAAAAUAUCUAUACCCACCAGGCUUAAUUUCUAUAAGGGCGACUAUAAUGCAAUUAACUUAUGUCUCAAGUCGAUACCCUGGACUGAACACUUUGACUCCUGCAAUGAUGUUAAUGAGAUGUUGUCGAAAUUUUAUGAUUUAUUACAAGACACUAUUAAUUCUUACAUCCCUAUAACCAAAACACGAAAAAAUUCAUACCCUGUGUGGUUUUCAUCACACUUAAUAUAUUUACUUAAACAAAAAAAUAAAUACCACAGAAGAAUAAAAAAAUAUAAUAAUUCACUUGAUAAAAUAGAAUAUGAUUAUUUGAGAGGUGACUGUAAUAAAUUAAUAAAAGAAUGCUAUAAUAGAUAUAUUAAUGAAAUGGAAAAUGAGUUAAAAAAUAAUCCCAAAAAAUUCUGGACACAUGUGAAGGGUAUGCGUAGAAAUAGUUCAUCGUAUCCAAACACAAUGACCUUGAAUAAUAAUACUUCUUCUGAUGCUGACAAAAUUUCAUGUAUGUUUGCGAGUCACUUUUCUUCGGUGUAUGAGGAGGAGGAUAAUUGUGGAAAUAAUUUCACUCCUGUGAUGACUUCUCAAGUACUCGACAUGAUCGGUUACAUUCAUUUGACGCCAGAGGAAGUUAAAGGUAAACUUAAAAAACUAGACACAACAAAGGCUAUAGGCCCAGAUAAAAUACACCCGCUAUUUCUUGUAAAGUGCGCUGAUACAUUGGCUCUUCCAUUGAGUAUGAUUUUCAAUCAAUCUCUCGGUUCGGGCAUAUUUCCUGAUGAAUGGAA
Galleria mellonella (greater wax moth) is the source of this 3378-nucleotide messenger RNA. RefSeq lists its product as uncharacterized. Bases 627 to 1706 code for a protein of 359 amino acids. The transcript has a single exon. The record is from RefSeq and is a predicted model, not a curated record. Lineage: Eukaryota; Metazoa; Arthropoda; Insecta; Lepidoptera; Pyralidae.